GUUUCUUCUUACGUCUACCUGCCCAAUAAGAAAAAAUCACCAACAGCCCAUGCUAUGCAUGUACUCAAGCUGAAGGGAUCGACUCACCAUGUGGGGCAAGUGGCUAAAUCGACAGUGCUGCACCCCCGCCGGAGAUCACCCCGAGGCUCCCCCGGUUUAUCACCAGGACUUUUCUCUACCAACACACCUGAGCGUGACUCUCGUGCCAUCUUUCCACCUGUAUCUAGUGGCCUGGCAUGGUCUUCAGCACCACUCAUGAGUCCAUAUGGGGCUACCAAUGGCGGUCUUCUCCCGUCUUCAUCGUGGCCGCCAUGGCCAUGGCCCUGUUUACCGAUGUUUUUCUCUAUGCCUUUCUCGUCCCGAUUCUGCCCUACGUCCUUGAGAAUCGCCUGGGGUUAGAUGUCUCCUUGACCCAGCGCUUAAGCUUCUCCCUUCUCGCCGAGAGCGCCAUCGCGUCGUUAGUGUGCAGUCCGUUCAUCGGUCACUAUGCGGACGGCUUGCGGUCCAAAAAGGGUUUGCUCCUGGCCUCAUUGGCCGUGGCGCUUUUUGGGACGGUAGUCUUGGCUUUAGCCACUUCGCAAUUCAUCCUCUUUGCCGGUCGUCUCGUCCAGGCAAUUGCAAGUGCGUUUAUCUGGGUCGUAGGCUAUGCCACUAUCGCAGACAACGUGCAGCCGGAGCAUCUGGGAAAGACAUAUGGGGUAAUCUCGCUAGUCGUAGCGGCUGGCACAUCGGCUGGUCCUAUGGUGGCUGGGAUCCUCUUCGAGGUGGGAGGCUACUGGUUGGCAUGGUCGAGUGCUUUCGCGAUCAUCCUGGUGGACAUCGUGUUACGGAUGCUCAUGCUGGAACGGCCGAAACAGACCCCAGGGUCACCCGGUGCUGGUCACAAUGGCUCAGACCCCGAAAAUGACCCUCUUCUUGGAGAACACCGGCCGAUGGGUGAGAAAACCGGGUGGGAGUUCUAUGCGUAUAUCUUCCGGUAUCGCCGCUUCGUAGCCGGCGUCAUCAGCUACCUGACCUUUGCCGCGCUGAUAUCCAGCUUCGACACCACGCUCCCAUUGCAUGUGCGUGAUAUCUUCGGCUGGGGAAGCAUGCUGUCGGGAAUGAUGUUCUUUGCGCUACAAGGCCCGGGGAUCAUUCUCAGCCCGCUGUGCGGCUGGUUGAAGGACCGUGUCGGCACACGGUGGCCGACCACGGUCGGCUUUUUGGCACUGACCCCGGUUAUGUGGCUUCUAGGGACACCGGGCGACGACCGCUUCCCUUGGGCGAACGGUGGACAGACGGGGCAAGCUAUCUACACGGUCUGCGUGACCCUGGUAGGCGCUUUGACGUGUCUACUCAACGGAGCAGGGACAAUCGAGGCGACUGUGACCGUCGACGAGAUUGAAGCCAAACAUCCUGGCAUUUUCGGCCCCAACGGAGGCUAUUCGCGAGCCCUGUCGCUGGCCAGUAUGAGCUGGACGGCUGGCUCUUUCGUGGGUCCAAUCCUCUCAGGUUUUCUGGUGGAGCAGAUCGGAUACUAUGAAAUGAACUGUGUCAUGGCGGGACUGUGCGCCGUGACCGGCAUCUUCACAUUUUUCAAUCUUGAUAACAAGGUGCACUUCGAGCGUGUAGGCGGACAAAGUGUAGAGUAGUGAUCUCGACAUUGGACUAUAGAAAAGUAGAGACAGGGUU
Molecule: messenger RNA, 1671 nt
Organism: Aspergillus candidus
Lineage: Eukaryota; Fungi; Ascomycota; Eurotiomycetes; Eurotiales; Aspergillaceae
Product: putative MFS multidrug transporter
Exons: 6
Coding region: 237-1631 (464 amino acids)
Biological process (GO): transmembrane transport
Molecular function (GO): transmembrane transporter activity
Source: RefSeq, a predicted model, not a curated record